AUGCGCUGCCGGCAUGGAAGCAUCCUUGUGAAUAUUUGUGGAAUUCAGCAUCUUGAGCGAGCAGGAAAGAAACUGACUCUCUUUGACUCCCUUUAUUUCUGCAUUGUGACCUUUUCUACUGUGGGCUUUGGGGAUGUCACACCUGAGACAGCGCUCUCCAAGCUUUUCGUUGUCAUUAUGAUCUGUGUUGCUCUUGUAGUCUUACCCAUACAGUUUGAACAGCUGGCCUUUUUGUGGAUGGAGAGACAGAAGUCUGGUGGAAACUACAGUCGUCACAGAGCUCAGACAGAGAAGCAUGUUGUUCUGUGUGUUAGCUCCCUGAAGAUUGAUUUACUUAUGGAUUUUUUAAAUGAGUUCUAUGCUCAUCCAAGACUACAGGAUUAUUAUGUGGUAAUUUUAUGUCCAACUGAAAUAGAUAUUCAGGUUCGAAGAGUCCUUCAGAUUCCAAUGUGGUCCCAAAGAGUCAUUUACCUACAAGGUUCAGCCCUGAAAGAUCAGGAUCUAUUGAGAGCAAAGAUGGAUGACGCUGAGGCUUGUUUCAUCCUAAGUAGUCGGUGUGAAGUCGACCGGACAUCAUCAGAUCACCAAACAAUUCUGAGAGCAUGGGCAGUUAAAGAUUUUGCUCCAAAUUGUCCUUUGUAUGUCCAGAUAUUGAAGCCUGAAAAUAAAUUCCACAUCAAAUUUGCUGAUCAUGUUGUCUGUGAAGAGGAGUUUAAGUAUGCCAUGUUAGCUUUAAACUGCAUAUGCCCAGCAACUUCUACCCUUAUCACACUGUUGGUCCAUACCUCUAGAGGACAAGAGGGCCAGCAGUCACCUGAACAGUGGCAGAAGAUGUAUGGAAGAUGCUCUGGUAAUGAAGUGUACCACAUUAUCAUGGAAGAAAGUACAUUUUUUGCUGAAUAUGAGGGAAAGAGUUUCACAUAUGCCUCUUUCCAUGCACACAAAAAGUUUGGAGUCUGCUUGAUUGGUGUUAGGAGGGAAGAUAAUAAAAACAUUUUGCUAAAUCCAGGUCCACGUUACAUUAUGAAUGCUACAGACACAUGCUUUUACAUUAAUAUCACCAAAGAAGAAAAUUCAGCAUUUAAGAAUCAAGACCAGUUAAGAAGAAACAAUGCAUCAAGGUCAUUUUAUCAUGGACCUUCCAGAUUACCAGUACAUAGUAUAAUUGCCAGUAUGGGUACUGUGGCUAUUGACUUACAAGAUACCAGCUGUAGAUCUGCAAGUGGCCCUAACUUGGCUCUUCCUCCAGAGGGGUGCAAAGACACCAGAAGACCUAGUAUAGCUCCUGUUUUGGAGGUUGCAGACACAUCAUCAAUUCAAACAUGUGACCUUCUAAGUGAUCAGUCUGAAGAUGAAACAACACCAGAUGAAGACAUUUCUACCAAUUUAGAGUAUGCUAAAGGCUACCCCCCUUACUCUCCAUAUAUAGGAAGUUCUCCCACUUUUUGUCAUCUCCUUCAUGAAAAAAUUCCAGUUUGCUGUCUAAGAUUAGACAAGAGUUGCCAACAUAACUAUUAUGAGGAUGCAAAAGCUUAUGGAUUCAAAAAUAAACUAAUUAUUGUUGCAGCUGAAACUGCUGGAAAUGGAUUGUAUAAUUUUAUUGUUCCUCUCAGGGCAUAUUAUAGACCAAAGAAAGAACUUAAUCCCAUAGUCUUGCUAUUGGAUAAUCCCUUAGAUGACUUGCUUAGGUGUGGAGUGACCUUUGCUGCUAACAUGGUGGUUGUGGAUAAAGAGAGUACUAUGAGUGCGGAGGAAGACUACAUGGCAGAUGCCAAAACUAUUGUAAAUGUGCAAACUCUCUUCAGGUUGUUCUCAAGUCUAAGUAUUAUCACAGAACUCACUCAUCCAGCCAACAUGAGAUUUAUGCAAUUCCGGGCCAAAGACUGUUACUCUCUUGCUCUUUCCAAACUGGAAAAGAAAGAACGAGAGAGAGGUUCUAAUUUGGCAUUUAUGUUUCGACUGCCUUUUGCUGCUGGGAGAGUUUUUAGCAUCAGUAUGUUGGAUACACUUUUGUAUCAGUCAUUUGUGAAGGAUUAUAUGAUUUCCAUCACCAGACUUCUGUUGGGGUUGGAUACCACACCAGGAUCAGGAUUUCUUUGUUCUAUGAAAAUCACGGAGGAUGAUCUGUGGAUCAGAACAUAUGCCAGACUUUACCAGAAGCUGUGUUCUUCUACAGGUGAUAUCCCCAUUGGAAUCUACAGGACUGAAUCACAAAAACUUCGAACAUCUGAGUCUCGAGAAACUGCAUCACAAUCACAAAUAUCAAUCAGUGUAGAAGACUGGGAAGACACCAAAGACACCAAAGAACAAAGUCACCACCGCAACAACCACCGCAAUUCAACAUCUAGUGACCAAUCCGAUCACCCGUUGCUGAGGCGAAAGAGUAUGCAGUGGGCACGUCGGCUCAGUAGAAAAGUGCCGAAGCACUCUGGUAAAACAGCUGAAAAAAUAAGCCAACAGCGACUGAACCUGUAUAGGAGAUCAGAACGACAGGAACUUGCUGAACUAGUGAAAAACAGAAUGAAGCACCUGGGUCUCACUACAGUGGGUUAUGAUGAAAUGAAUGAUCGUCAAGGCACCCUUUCAUACAUUCUGAUCAAUCCUUCUCCUGACACAAGACUGGAAGUUAAUGAUGUCGUGUAUUUAAUUCGACCAGAUCCCUUGGCAUACCUUCCAAACAGUGCACCCAGCCGAAAAAGUAGCAUCUGUAAUACCACUGGACCUGACACUCGAGAAGAAACACAGCUUUGAUACACUUCAUAAUAAAAAAAAAAAACACUAUUUUUCUACAGAGUACCUUGAUUCCAUCAAUACUACUUCUACAGAAAAAAAUGCUGCUGGCAUGAAAUAAAUAGGGUAGAAUAUAAUUUAUUCUAUUCUAUUAACAAAACCCACCGUGAAUCUUAGAUUAUUUUGAAAGUUAUGUUCCAGUUAUCAAUUCCAUUUUUUCCAAUGGAUAUUUAAAAAACAUUAAUGGAGUGACUCUGAAGAGCAAGAUUAAGAUACAAGAACAAAUAUGAAAUUUAUCAAGGCUUCAAUAUUGGUCCUGACAAAUACAAGCAACUAAAAAAAAACAAAGUGUAAUGGAAGGAAACAGAAAGUCAAAAUACCUAACAUACUACACAUAGUAAAUUAUUGCUGCUUAAAAAGGCAUUAAAUGUACCAAGAUAUGUUCUUUAAAUCCACUAUCUCACAAAAAAGAAAAUUUCCCAGCAAUGUCUGUUGCCUACAAACCCAGAAGCAAACUAUGUUGUGUGUGAUUGUUGUUAUCAGAAUCAUAGCUUCAGUUAGAAUACUUAUCUUCAUAGCUUUUUUUGUCUGUCUUUUCCCAUGACAAUAUAUUCAUUUUGGAAUUGCACUAAAACUCUCUGCAGCAUGCCUUAUUGCUCACAUAAAGAAGCCAGGGGACAAAGAAAAAGGAAAGGAAACAUGACAUACGUGACUUUUCUUUUUAUAAUUGUGUUAAGACACAUUUACAUAUGCCAAGAAAACAAAGAUUGAGCAGAAAAAUAAAAUUCUGGAUGGCCACAUAUGGAACCUUAGAGUGGAAAUGUUAGGCUAGCUUUCUGACAGUAUACUAAACUUAUCUUCAUUUGGCUUUUGUGCUUCAGAAUUCUUCAUCUGUCUGCAUAUAAUUCGUUAGAAAGAAGUAGAUUGAAAUUUAAAGAGCAAAUGCAGAAUUAUU
Messenger RNA from Vombatus ursinus (common wombat), 3685 nucleotides. RefSeq names its product potassium channel subfamily T member 2. Gene Ontology annotation, cellular component: membrane. NCBI's taxonomy places the organism in Eukaryota, Metazoa, Chordata, Mammalia, Diprotodontia, Vombatidae. The transcript is spliced from 21 exons. Gene Ontology annotation, molecular function: intracellular sodium-activated potassium channel activity. Bases 1 to 2751 code for a protein of 916 amino acids. Gene Ontology annotation, biological process: potassium ion transport. The record is from RefSeq and is a predicted model, not a curated record.